Molecule: messenger RNA, 1995 nt
Organism: Diaporthe citri
Lineage: Eukaryota; Fungi; Ascomycota; Sordariomycetes; Diaporthales; Diaporthaceae
Exons: 5
Coding region: 1-1995 (664 amino acids)
Biological process (GO): cellular response to unfolded protein; protein refolding; endoplasmic reticulum unfolded protein response
Cellular component (GO): endoplasmic reticulum lumen; endoplasmic reticulum chaperone complex; nucleus
Molecular function (GO): ATP-dependent protein folding chaperone; ATP hydrolysis activity; heat shock protein binding
Source: RefSeq, a predicted model, not a curated record
AUGGAGCCGCGGUCGAGAAGCACCUGGGCCGUGGGCCUGGGUAUGGUGUUCUGGAUGUUCCUGCUCUUCUCGCCUCUGGCUUGGGUUGGACAGGCCAAGGCUGAUGACACAGAGAACUAUGGAACAGUAAUUGGAAUUGAUCUUGGAACUACUUACAGCUGUGUUGGCGUGAUGAAGAAUGGCAAGGUUGAGAUUCUCGUCAACGACCAAGGAAACCGUAUCACCCCAUCAUACGUCGCCUUUACCGAGGAGGAGCGUUUGGUCGGUGACGCCGCCAAGAACCAGGCCGCCGGAAACCCAUCAAACACGAUCUUCGACAUCAAGCGUCUUAUUGGCCAAAAGUUCACUGAUGACGCUGUUCAGCGUGACAUCAAGCACUUUCCCUUCAAGGUCACCAACCAGGAUGGCAAGCCUUUCGUCACAGUCGCCGUUAACGGCGAGGACAAGAAGUUCUCUCCCGAAGAGAUCUCUGCUAUGAUUCUGGGCAAGAUGAAGGAGGUGGCCGAGAACUACCUCGGUGAGAAGGUCACCCACGCCGUUGUUACCGUCCCCGCGUACUUCAACGACAACCAGCGCCAGGCUACCAAGGAUGCCGGUAUUAUCGCCGGUCUCAACGUCCUCCGUAUCGUCAACGAGCCCACCGCCGCUGCUAUCGCAUACGGCCUGGACAAGACCGAGGGCGAGCGUCAAAUCAUUGUCUACGAUCUGGGUGGUGGUACCUUCGAUGUCUCCCUGCUCUCUAUCGACCAGGGUGUCUUCGAGGUCUUGGCUACUGCCGGCGACACCCAUCUUGGAGGUGAGGACUUUGACCAGCGUGUUAUCAACCACUUCGCGAAGACCUACAACAAGAAGAACAGUGUCGACAUCACCAAGGACCAGAAGGCCAUGGGCAAGCUCAAGCGCGAAGCCGAGAAGGCCAAGCGUUCUCUCUCCUCCCAGAUGUCCACCCGUAUUGAGAUCGAGGCCUUCUUCGACGGCAAGGACUUUUCCGAGACUCUGACUCGGGCCAAGUUCGAGGAGCUCAACAUGGACCUCUUCAAGAAGACGAUCAAGCCUGUCGAGCAGGUUCUCAAGGACGCCAAGGUCAAGAAGGACGAGGUUGAUGACAUCGUCCUCGUCGGUGGCUCCACCCGUAUCCCCAAGGUUGUGUCCCUCAUUGAGGAGUACUUCAACGGCAAGAAGGCCAGCAAGGGUAUCAACCCCGAUGAGGCUGUGGCUUUUGGUGCCGCCGUUCAGGCUGGUGUGCUCUCCGGUGAGGAGGGAACCGCCGACAUUGUCCUCAUGGAUGUCAACCCGCUCACCCUUGGUAUCGAGACCACUGGAGGUGUCAUGACCAAGCUGAUCCCCCGCAACACUCCCAUCCCUACUCGCAAGAGCCAGAUCUUCUCCACGGCCGCCGAUAACCAGCCCGUCGUCCUGAUUCAAGUAUUCGAGGGCGAGCGAUCUAUGACGAAGGACAACAACCUCCUCGGCAAGUUCGAGCUGACUGGAAUUCCCCCAGCUCCCCGUGGCCAGCCCCAGAUCGAGGUCUCUUUCGAGCUCGACGCAAACGGAAUCCUGAAGGUUUCGGCCGUCGACAAGGGAACUGGCAAGGGCGAGUCCAUCACCAUCACCAACGACAAGGGCCGUCUUACCCAGGAGGAAAUCGAGCGCAUGGUCGCCGAGGCUGAGAAGUACGCCGAGGAGGACAAGGCCACCCGUGAGCGCAUUGAGGCUCGUAACGGUCUUGAGAACUACGCCUUCAACCUGAAGAACCAGGUCAACGACGAGGAUGGUCUCGGUGGCAAGAUCGACGACGAGGACAAGGAGACACUUCUGGAGGCCGUCAAGGAGGCCACUGACUGGCUCGAGGAGAACGCUGCCACUGCGGCCGCCGAGGACUUCGAGGAGCAGAAGGAGAAGUUGUCCAACGUUGCUUACCCCAUCACUAGCAAGCUCUACGAGUCUGCUGGUCCUGGCGGUGACGACGAGCCUGUGGACCACGACGAGCUCUAA